Messenger RNA from Populus trichocarpa (black cottonwood), 1562 nucleotides. RefSeq names its product pectinesterase PPME1. NCBI's taxonomy places the organism in Eukaryota, Viridiplantae, Streptophyta, Magnoliopsida, Malpighiales, Salicaceae. Bases 27 to 1121 code for a protein of 364 amino acids. The transcript is spliced from 4 exons. Gene Ontology annotation, biological process: cell wall modification. Gene Ontology annotation, molecular function: pectinesterase activity. The record is from RefSeq and is a predicted model, not a curated record.
GAAAUAUUCCACCAGAAAAAAGAAAGAUGGGUUCCAUUGCAGCUAUUCAGUGUGCCCUUACAGCAAUUCUUCUUGUUUCCACCACCGUUAGUUCUGAUGAUAAAAGUCCGAUACCUGCCGAUCCAUCGAGCCUAAACACAUGGUUUCAAGACAAUGUCAAGCCCCUGGCAGACCGUAAGGGCACCAUAGACCCUGCCCUCGAAGCGGCCGAGGCCAAACCAAGAACCAUCAAGGUUCGACAAGAUGGAAGUGGAGAAUUCAAAACCUUGAAGGAUGCCAUUAACAGCAUUCCAACAGGGAACACAGAACGAGUGAUUGUGGAUAUUGGACCUGGAGAGUACAUUGAAAAACUCAAAAUCGAACGUAGCAAACCUUUUGUUACAUUCUUGGGAUCGCCUAGUAACAAGCCAACCUUGUCAUUUGACGGCACGGCAAAAGAAUAUGGAACUGUUUACAGUGCUACCUUGGAAGCUGAGGCUGAUUACUUUGUGGCUGCUAAUAUCAUUUUUAAGAAUUCUGCGCCGAGGCCAAAUGGGGAAUUGAAAGGAGAACAAGCAGUUGCUCUGAGGAUUUCUGGGGACAAGUCUGCUUUCUAUAACUGCAGAUUAAUUGGAUUUCAAGACACAUUGUGUGAUGACAAGGGACGGCAUCUCUUCAAGGAUUGUUAUAUUGAAGGCACCGUUGAUUACAUUUUUGGAAGCGGAAAGUCCUUGUAUUUGGGAACAGAGUUACAUGUGAUUGGUGAUGAAAAUGGGAAUUUCAUCACUGCCCAUGCAAGAAACAGCGAGGCAGAAGAUACUGGAUUUUCGUUCGUGCAUUGUAAAGUAGAUGGCACUGGCGCCAAGGGGGCGUAUUUGGGACGAGCAUGGCAGGCAAGGCCACGAGUGGUCUUCUCAUACACUACCAUGAGCAGUGUUGUUAAUCCUGAGGGAUGGUCCAAUAAUUUCCACCCUGAACGAGACCAGACUGCUUUAUUUGGAGAAUACAAGUGCGAGGGGGAAGGAGCUAACCCCGCAGGCCGCGCUAAAGCGACCAAGCAGCUAACACCUGAUCAAGCAGCUCCCUUCAUUUCUCUUGGCUUCAUUGAAGGUUCCAAAUGGCUGCUUCAUCCUCCAAAUUAAUUUUGGAUGUAAAUCAAAAAUCAUUAUCCUUAGGCAUAUAGAAAUAGAGAUGCUGAAUAAUUGUUAACCAUAUAUAGAGCAGUAAAAUCCAUCUUGUGGAAAAAUAAAUCAAUAUGCAGAGAAACCAAAUGAAGGAAAUUGGAUUCUCUCGUGUUCAUGUUCUUACAAAUACCAUAUAUAUAUAUUAAUCGACAAGAAGGAAGGCCAGGCUUGAAGACUAAAUCGACUACAACAGCAACGUUGAGGUGGCUAACAUGAUCGCCUGAGCAGACAUGAAAAAUUGGAAGGCUGAGUCUCCCAAAUGGAAGACUCGAAUCUGUAACUUUUUUAUUUGAUGACAGGCGAGAUAUCGAAUGUGUAACUUUGCUAGCAAUUUGACCAAGUCUUUAAUGGUUAGAGCCACAAUUUUCUUAAUACUAUAAAAAAAACUUGUUAUCAUAA